AUGGCCGCCAAGGAUGGCAGCUUCCAUUUUCUUCUGCUGAAGGACCGGAAGACGUGUUACGUGUGGGUGAGACCAGUCACCAAGAAUAGCAACGUCCUGGAAGUGUUUAAGCAGUGGCUGCUGGUCGUGGAGAGGCAAACCAAGAAGUCGGUGAUGAUGCUCCGCUUUGACCACGGAGGCGAGUUCCUGGGGAAGGACUUCGUCGGCAAAGGCAUCGUCCACGACCUGACCUGUCCGUACACUCCGCAGCAGAACGGCAUGGCGGAGAGGGAGAUGCGGAUGGUCUUUGAGGCCGUGCGGAUGAUGCUGCGGCACAUGGGCGUGCAGCACCACUGGUGGCAUCUCGCCCUGCGGCAUGCUGUCUGGGUGCGCAACUGCUUGGAGCGAUCGACGCUUCCGCAGGGGACGACGCCGCACCAGCUGUUGACGGGCAAGAAGCUCGACCUGACAAUGGCGAGGGUGUGGGGUUGCAUGGUGCAGUUCAUGGGAUGGGAAGUGCUCGACCUGACAGACAACAAGCUGGUCACAACGGUCGAGACCAUCUUCUACGAGACGAUGUCUCUGGAGGUGUGGAAGGUGACGCAUGGGCCAUCAUCGGCACAUGCGCAGACCCACUCUUCGACGGACUCCUCGACGGCGACAUUCUCACUGCUUGCCAAGGUCGACGAGGCUGCUGACGAAGACUCCGAGGAUGCCUAUCCUUCUCCUCCUCCUAUCCCUACUGCACCACCUCUUGUCGCCAACUUGCCUGAGCCGACACCUUCGUCAGCCACCGGCGACGAGGGGAGCCUGCUGACAUUGCCAAUGGCACCGUCCAGUCGCGUCGCCAGCGGCCGACGUGAUGUCAAGCUCGUCAACGAGGGUGCGAAGACGACGAAGGGGAGUUGUCUGCAGGGGAGCAGUCCACUGACAGCGAUGUGGUGGAAGUCAAAGCAGCCGAGCGUCCGCAGCGACGUUCCACUCGUGUCAACUUUGGCAAGCUUCGCAAGAAGGUGA
Molecule: messenger RNA, 996 nt
Organism: Closterium sp. NIES-65
Lineage: Eukaryota; Viridiplantae; Streptophyta; Zygnematophyceae; Desmidiales; Closteriaceae
Source: the annotation of a GenBank genome assembly